UUGAUGAAGUCUUUCACGCUGUUGGAGUGGGUUCGCUAGAGUUGGCCUUGGCAUUAGAACCCUUCAUGUGGCCUUUUAAAGUGUGUGCUUGAGACAGAAUUAUAUGCAGAAGCUGAAAAUGUCUGGAAGAUUUCUGGUUUCUCUCACUACUUUUCCAGCCUUUUUGCCUGUCUGCCUGAUUUGGAUGAUAUGAUAUUUGGAGGGGCACCUUAACUGAAGCCAUUCCUCAAAGAGACCUAUCUGGCAGAAGGUUGUAUACGUAAUUCAGGAUGGCUAGCCAGCCACCCGAAGACACUGCAGAGUCCCCGGUCUCCGAUGAGCUGGAGUGCAAGAUCUGUUAUAAUCGAUACAAUCUGAAACAGAGGAAACCCAAAGUGCUGGAGUGUUGUCAUAGGGUUUGUGCCAAAUGCCUGUACAAGAUCAUAGACUUUGGAGACUCCCCACAAGGUGUCAUUGUCUGUCCCUUCUGCAGAUUUGAGACAUGCCUGCCAGAUGAUGAGGUUAGUACCCUGCCCGAUGACAACAACAUCCUCAUAAACUUGACUUGUGGAGGCAAAGGAAAGAAAGCCCUGCCAGAGAACCCCACCGAGCUGCUACUGACCCCCAAGAGGCUGGCCUCUCUUGUCAGUCCUUCUCACACGUCUUCCAACUGCCUGGUUAUAACCAUCAUGGAGGUGCAGAGAGAGAGCUCCCCAUCGCUGAGCUCCACUCCGGUGGUGGAAUUUUAUAGGCCUGCCAGUUUCGACUCUGUGACCACUGUGUCACACAACUGGACUGUGUGGAACUGUACGUCCCUGCUGUUUCAGACUUCCAUCCAGGUGUUAGUGUGGUUGCUAUGUUUGCUGUACUUCAGCUCCUUACCCUUAGGGAUUUACUUACUGGUAUCUAAGAAAGUCACCCUCGGGGUCGUCUUUGUCAGCCUGGUCCCUUCGAGCCUUGUUAUUCUUAUGGUGUAUGGGUUUUGCCAAUGCGUUUGUCAUGAAUUUCUAGACUGUAUGGCACCUCCUUCUUAACCGAUAUGCAAAAUAAGAAAUUUGACACACACUGUUAUGUGUGAAGUUAGGUAAUUUAUAAUUUAUUUUCAAUAACGUUCUUUACGGUUAGAGUCCAUGACGUUAACAAAGCCGUUGGCCAUAUGUUUGUGGUCUGUUUUCUAUCAGAAUGUUGACUUGAUUGGUUUCCUGUAUGCUGGAAGUAAAUGUUCGUUUCUACUUAGGGGUGAGCAAAAAAGCAAAACUGUGUGAGGUCAGCCUUCAUGGAGCUCUGAUGGCAGUGAGUCUUCCCCAGGAAAGGGCAGGAUUUCACUCAGCACCUCUAGGGAGACACCAGGGUGUGGUGUGUUAGGCUGUAGUUGAGGUCUUUGUAGGAAGUUAGGAAUGGACUAAUUGCUCUUUUCAGAAUUGUGGAUAUUCUACAAUGGCAGGUUAACAUGAGAGGAAAGCUGCUUGAAAACACAUCUGUUUGCAAAGUGUGCACCCCUGCCAAACCCCUUCCCCCAUCUAAUAUUCCUGGUGUAGAGCUCCCUGGAUCACCUUCAGGUG
Molecule: messenger RNA, 1541 nt
Organism: Galeopterus variegatus (Sunda flying lemur)
Lineage: Eukaryota; Metazoa; Chordata; Mammalia; Dermoptera; Cynocephalidae
Gene: RNF182
Product: ring finger protein 182
Exons: 2
Coding region: 270-1013 (247 amino acids)
Source: RefSeq, a predicted model, not a curated record